Messenger RNA from Belonocnema kinseyi, 1419 nucleotides. RefSeq names its product mitochondrial ribosome-associated GTPase 2. Bases 183 to 1397 code for a protein of 404 amino acids. Gene Ontology annotation, cellular component: mitochondrion. Gene Ontology annotation, molecular function: magnesium ion binding; GTPase activity; GTP binding. Lineage: Eukaryota; Metazoa; Arthropoda; Insecta; Hymenoptera; Cynipidae. The record is from RefSeq and is a predicted model, not a curated record. The transcript has 7 exons.
CGAAAUGUUCCGAAAGUCUCGGCACUUCAUGUUAUUUUGUGAUGAUGUUUUUUGUUAAUUAUUGUGCAUUAUAAAUAAAGUUAGAUAAUAUGAAAUAUUCUUAGUAAUCUGUGACUAAUGUUUUCUGUGAUUUAAAACAAAAAUUAUUGAAUGACAAGAGUGUUUCUAAAUUUUUUUACGAGAUGCAUUCUCUGCAGAGGAUGAGAUUAAUAACCGCCGCUUGUCAUAUAAUUCAGAGACAAGAAAUAAAAAUCUGUGGGCAUGAAACACAAAGUCUAAAAAAAUCUGUUACUAACAUUGUAAAUAGAUCAUUCGUGAAAACGAAUUUCGCACUGAAAGAAAAAGCAGUGGCAACAGCCUUGAGAAGUAAAAAACCGAAAUCAACAAAAGACACCUUGACAUAUUUUGUUGAUAUAAAACAGGUAAAAGUUGUAGGAGGCAAAGGCGGGGAUGGAGCAAUUUCUUUUCUCCAUUUGUAUAUAAACGAAUUUGCAGGACCAGCCGGAGGCGACGGUGGUCAUGGCGGUCACGUUAUUUUCCAAACAUCUGGGGACGUGAAAGAUCUUCAUCACAUACGUAGUGUUCAGGAAGCCGAAGAAGGAGGAAAGGGGUUGAGUAAAGAUUGCUUUGGAAAGAAUGCCGAGCACUUGAUUCUGAAAGUACCGAUUGGUACCAUAAUUCGCAAUUUGGAUGGAAAAAUAGUUGCAGAUUUAGAAGAAGAAGGCAUGAUGUUUAUAGCAGCGAGAGGCGGUUCCGGUGGGCAUGGGAAUCCAUAUUUUAAAUCAGAAACUAAUCAGACUCCAAUGAUUUGCGAAUAUGGCGCUGAAGGCGAAACUAAUCAGUAUGUUCUCGAAGUUAAAAGCAUGGCUCAUCUAGGAUUGAUAGGACUUCCCAAUGCUGGAAAAAGUACUUUACUCCGGGCCGUUUCGCGAGCAAGACCCAAGGUCGCAUCUUAUCCUUUUACAACCUUGAGACCGUAUGUUGGAAUGAUACAGUAUGAUGAUUACGAGCAAGUAGCUGUUGCAGAUUUGCCUGGUUUAAUAGAAAAUUCACACAAAAACAAAGGCCUUGGCGUAACUUUUUUAAAACACGCCGAACGUUGCAAAGCUCUACUAUUUAUUUUGGACAUUACGAUGGAUGAACCGUGGAAUCAUUUGGAAAUUUUAAAACAUGAGCUAACCCAGUACAAUCCAAAGUUGAUUGAACGACCAAUGCUUGUCAUAGCGAAUAAAAUAGAUUUACCGGAAGCUGAGGAGAACUUACGAUUACUCAGUGAGAAAAUUGAUCUGCCAAUUAUUCCAAUUUCCGCCAAGCUGGGAACCAAUGUUGCCUCACUUUUAAAACAAAUAAGGAUAUUGUACGAUGAUUUAUGUGCGGAAGAAACUGAAGAAAGAUAGCUUUGUAAUUAGGAUUUAUUUU